AUGGUGUCGUAUUAUGGCUUCAACGAAACAGUUUUUCGAUCUCAUGUGAAAAAGGCACUCCAGAGUGUUGAACAAAUCCUUGAAGCAAAUCGUCAACCUCUUCUGGCUGAAGAAAUUCAUCACAAGUAUGAGAACAAAUAUGAACUUGCCAAUCACAUGACCAAUAUUGCCAUUGUGGCUCAAAUGAAUGCUCUAGAACGAUUAGGAUUGUCUCCCAAAAUCAUUCGAAACCUCGCGACUACCAAGACAACUACACUACGUUUUGAAGCCGGUGAGACUUGUACCUUCCUCCACGAACAAACGGUCGAUGUCCCGUCUCCGUAUUCUACAGAAACUGUAAGGGAAUCAUCCACUUCAAUUGGAUCUUCCCAUUUCACUUCCAGUUCUUCGACCAUUCAUAAGGUUAUCAAGAAGGUCAAGGAAUAUCACUGGGCUGUCAAGGCACACUGGGAAAUUUCGAUAUUCUCAGGGACCGAAGUCGAAAAGAAGGCCGUACUGCAAAGUCGAGAUUCGUCUACUGUUGUUAUAACACAGUCUGCGAAUGCACCAAUGGAAAAGGUAGAAAACCAUUCGCCUUUAGACCUCAACUUGACUUGGCUCCUUCAGCAAGUCAACAUGGAUACCCGUACUACUAGCUUCGCCAUUAAUACAAGCAGAUCCAAGACUCCUCGGCGCAAUGAACAAGUGGAUGCUGCCCUGCAAUUUUUCUGUUCUCGCAUGAAUCACUGGGCGAAGGGUGUGAAACAUCAUUUUGGACAAGACUUGCAACGUAUCAUGAGUAAUAUUCACAACCCCGCUGUCCCAGCACCAUCUCACCCACAAGUUUUGUCUAGCCAAUGUUCGGCAGAAGAUCUGUUUCGACCCAUUUUACCUUUGCUCGAGGAAAUGGAUGAAGAAGGCGCGGGUGCUGAAGCUCUUAUCUUGGAUGGGGGACAAGACGCUGCCACUCCAGAAUCUGUUUCGACUCUUUCUCUACCUUUAACUACUCUCAGUGAUAACCAAAUAGGUGGCCAACAGAAAGUAUCAAGCCUGUUGUCAGGAAAUGAUACCAUCCAGUUGUUGAAUGCUCAAAUCAAAUCGAUUGAUACCACGGUGGAACGUCUUCAGCAAGUAUUCCCUGCAGCGAAUGUGACCGAAUUAUUCUCCAUUACGGAGGCAACUCUUUUCUUGUCGUUGGAUCAUUCCGAUAGUCUCAGCAUUCAGUAUCAGCAUGCCAUUGGAUACUUGGAAAAUAUGCUUGAGAAACAGCUCACUGCAGCUAUUGGAAAGCGAGUGACCACUACGGAUCUAGAAGAAUUUGUUAGGUUCCAUAAUGCCAAGUUCUUGUCGAAACCUCCCAAGCCAUUCUGCCAUGCAAUUGGUCGUCCCAAGCGAUUUCCCUACGGUGUCUUGAGUAUCGAGGACAAAAGCGACGGAGAAAACUGCACCCCAAUUGAGACGCUCCUGCGACAAGUUUACAUGGCAUCGCCUCUUGAAAUUGCACUUAACGCAGCAACCACUCUACAGUUGACUGGUAAUGCGUAUUUGCAUGGCUGGAUGCGCCAUCGCUCAGAACAAGAAGGAGGCAGAAAGGCAUUCCAACUGUCAGCUCGAGCACGUCAAUUUUCUUCGUUCAUGUUGGUGAUUGGUACCAUGGCAGGUCCAAACAAACUCAAUCCUAAGGAUGCUAUCAUUUUGCAAAACAAGGACGAAGUAUUUAUCCCUCUGCUAUUGGAAGAGAUUCCGUCUGCAAAGGAGUUCAAGAACGCGAUUGAAUCCUUGUCGCCAGAGCAGCAGCGCUUUGCUCAAGCAUUCCGCGGAAUGCAAUUGGAGUCUUCAGUGUUUGGUGUUGCCGUGGUCCAGAUCAAGCCUCAACUGGAGGCGUUGCUGGGAUUGUCAGAGGACUCGUUGGCAAAGGAGAUCAAACUGACCGAAGACCUGAUGGAGUUGUUUGUGGAGCACCAGAUUCCAUCCGAUUUGCUCUCUUUCGAUGAGGUCUGUAAUAGCUCAAUAAGUGCAAGCGACAAGGUUGAAGUCGUCCGACAGAAUGUGAAGGCGGUGAUGGACGUAAUCGAAGGUACAAAAGAGAAGCAGCUGGAGGCGACUCUGAUGAAGGAAGAAGCACAGAAAGCGGCCGAAACAGCUUGGUUUGCAGAGAACUCGGCUGAAGAGAGAUUUGAAUCUGCGGGAACUAGCGCUCUCGACUGGCUGAGAAGCAAGGAGGUUGAAGCGGAGGAGUGUGAAGAAGAAUAUGAAGAAGACUGCGCUUUGGACAUGUUUGCUGAGAGUAGCGCCGAUGGAUUGUGUGAUGAGCCAUUUGCAUAUGAUGAUGAUGAUGAUGAUGAAGGAAUGGAUGGGAUGCCCGAAGAAGUGUCAAACCAGGAAAACGGCGAAGCUGAUACAACGCCUGAAACUUCAGAUACCCCAUCGAGUGCAAGGGCGCCAUCUAAGGAAAACAUUGAUUUCACGCAAAUCCCUAAAAUGCUGGACGCAACCAUCGCACAAUUCGACAAGGACAGCACUCUGCGAUCCACCAAGAUCAAGGCAGGUGAUAUUUGGUCUCGCAAACGCCAACCCGAUCUACUUUCCAAGCCCACGACAAACAAUCUUUACGAAUCGGAUGUCAAGUCCGAGUCCAACAAGGCUUAUGAUCUCCUGGAUGCCAUCAGUCGAAGUGGUUCAUUGCCCAUUGCCUACUCGGACUUGCAUGUGAUCGUUUGUGUGACCCAUUGUUUCGAGAAGGAUAUCAUGGCGACUAUAGUAGAGGACAACAUCAAUCCAAUAGACAGGUUGGAAAUGUCGACACUCCUCCUUGGUUCGACGAUCCAUGGAGAAAAGCCAAUGGGGUUGAUCGCAGACGAGUCAGACCAUAGUCGAUUUGCGCCUUCCUUUCUGAAGCUCGAAGCAGCGAACUGA
Cylindrotheca closterium is the source of this 2895-nucleotide messenger RNA. The record is from the annotation of a GenBank genome assembly. Lineage: Eukaryota; Bacillariophyta; Bacillariophyceae; Bacillariales; Bacillariaceae.